Gasterosteus aculeatus aculeatus (three-spined stickleback) is the source of this 3282-nucleotide messenger RNA. RefSeq names its product integrin beta 3a (gene itgb3a). Lineage: Eukaryota; Metazoa; Chordata; Actinopteri; Perciformes; Gasterosteidae. Gene Ontology annotation, molecular function: integrin binding; fibrinogen binding; fibronectin binding. The record is from RefSeq and is a predicted model, not a curated record. Gene Ontology annotation, biological process: cell migration; platelet aggregation; integrin-mediated signaling pathway. Gene Ontology annotation, cellular component: focal adhesion; cell surface; integrin complex.
GCCUGCAGAGCUCCGGGCAAAGAGGCGACGCCGUAUGACCCAACAUCCCUUUGAGUCAAGAAUGAGGAAAGGCGUUCAAACGCGCAGGGAAACACAGACGACCAGUCGCCUCCGUCCCUCCUCCAGUCAUGGGGAACCUUUUACACCGUCUGGUUAUUCUGUUUCUCUUCUUCUUAUCGGCAUCAAAGGUUUUCGGUUCCAACAUCUGCACGUCACAAGGAGUCACCACGUGUCGUCAGUGCAUGGCUGUGCACCCUCGAUGUGCGUGGUGCUCUAAGGAGGAAUACGGGAAGGGGGGGUCGGGUGCGUCCCGCUGUGACUACAAAGAGAAUCUGCUAAAAGGAGGAUGCAGUCCGGCAGCCGUGGAGUUUCCAUCCAGCACCCUGAGCAUUGACAAGAACGCGCCGCUCAGCGACAAAGCCUCGGGCCAAGCUGAUGAUGUUACCCAGAUAAAGCCUCAGAAACUGGGCAUCACCCUACGACCAGGAGAUUCCCAGCGUUUCACCGUGUCAGUGAAACAGGCGGAGGAUUACCCAGUGGACCUCUACUAUCUGAUGGAUCUUUCCUUUUCAAUGAAGGAUGACUUGGCUCGUCUUCGCACACUGGGCAGUGAGCUUGCCGACACCAUGGGCCACACCACCAGCAAACUGCGCAUGGGGUUUGGGGCCUUUGUGGACAAGACCACCUCCCCUUACAUGUACACCAACCCUGCGGAAGCAUUGGAAAACCCUUGCUAUGGAAUUCAUCAGAAAUGCCAGGCCCAAUUCGGGUUCAAGCAUGUGCUGUCACUGACGGAGAAGGUGGCUCGCUUCACUGAGGAGGUGGAGAAACAGCAGGUGUCUAGAAACAGAGAUGCUCCAGAGGGGGGUUUUGAUGCUGUCAUGCAGGCCGUGGUGUGCAAGGACAGGAUUGGGUGGCGUCCGGAUGCCUCACACCUGUUGGUUUUCACCACCGAUGCCAAGACUCACAUCGCUCUGGAUGGACGCAUAGCUGGAAUCGUCCAGCCCAAUGAUGGAAAAUGUCACCUUGAUAAUGAGAAUGUUUACAACAAAUCCACUGUGCUGGAUUAUCCUUCCCUGGCGCUCAUGACCGAGAAAAUGUCUGAAAACAACAUCAAUUUAAUCUUUGCCGUGACGGACUACGUGGUUCCACUUUACAAGGAGUACAGUCAGCUCAUUCCAGGCACAACUGUGGGAACACUGUCCGAUGACUCUGGCAAUGUUAUUAAGCUCAUUGUGGAUGCUUACGCUAAAAUCCGCUCUAAGGUGGAGCUGGAGUUACUGGGAGUCCCAGAAGAGUUGCAUCUCUCCUUCAAUGCCACUUGCCUGAAUGAAGAAGUCAUUCCUGGACUGAAAUCCUGCUCCGGCCUCAAGAUUGGAGACACGGUGUCGUUCAGCGUGGAGGCGCAGUUGCGCGUCUGUCCCAAAGAGAAGAGACACUCUUUCACCAUCAAGCCUCGAGGUUUCAAGGACUCGCUGGAGGUCACCGUGGACUUCGCCUGCGGCUGCGACUGCGAGGCGGACGCCAAAGCCGACAGCCCCCUCUGCAGCAACGGCAACGGGACCUACGAGUGCGGCGUGUGUCAGUGUCACCCGGGGCGCCUGGGCCCGAGGUGCGAGUGUUCGGUGGAGGACUACAGUCCAUCCGAUGACGCCAACUGCAUCCCGAAGCCAGGGGCGCCGAUCUGCAGCGGGAGAGGAGACUGCUUGUGCGGACAGUGCUCCUGCCAUGGGAAUGAGUUCGGUCAGGUCUGGGGAAAGUACUGCGAAUGUGACGACUUCAACUGCUUGCGCUUCAAGGGGGCACUGUGCUCCGAUCAUGGGAAGUGCAGCUGUGGGCUCUGCCAGUGCGACGCGGGCUGGAAAGGAGAGAACUGCAACUGCAGCACAGUCGUAGACACCUGCAUGUCCAGCAUCGGCCUGCUGUGCAGCGGCCGCGGUAGCUGCCAGUGUGGCGUCUGUCAGUGCACCCAGCCUGGUGCCUACGGAGACACCUGUGAGAAAUGCCCCACUUGUCCAGAUGCCUGCACAAUCAAAAAGGAGUGUGUUGAGUGCCAACACUUCAAGAGAGGACAGUACAUCGAAGACAACAGCUGCAGUAUAAUCUGCAAAAAUGAGAUUAAUUUAGUGGAGGAACUGGGUUUCCAUGCAAACGCAGUGAAUUGCUCAUACAAAGAUGAGAACGACUGCGUGGUACACUUCCAGUAUUACGAAGAUGGAAGCGGAAAAUCCAUUCUGGAUGUGGUCAAAGAGCCAGAGUGUCCUCAGGGUGCAGACAUUUUGGUGGUGCUCCUGGCGGUGGCCGGAGCUAUUCUGCUGCUGGGCCUCAUUGGGAUGCUCAUCUGGAAGCUGCUAGUCACCAUCCAUGACCGCAGAGAGUUCGUCAAGUUUGAAGAGGAGAAAGCCAAAGCCAAGUGGGACACGGCUAACAAUCCUUUGUACAAGGAAGCCACCUCCACCUUCACCAACGUGGCAUACCGGGGCAACUAACGACUAAAUGCAACGAGGAAACGCUCAGGGUUCAGCAACAGAGACGGAAUGUAGUAGUAGAGAAAUGGAUAAAACGGGGUGUAAUUGUACAUUUGGUUAAAAAAACACACCAAAACUGUGGUAAUGUAAAUUGGAAAUUGACUGCUAUUACUUUUUCUGUUUUACACUAUGUCAUGUCAUUUCAGGAGUUUCCUUAACGGAAGCUACUUUAGGGGUUUGGCUCACAUUAAAGUAGAAAUAGAUCGUCAUGACUUAAUAGUGAUGAGUCAGUAUGGAAAGUACAUUCAUAAACAAAGUUUUCUUCAGGGUCCUCAACCAUGUGGGUUGUAUUAUUUAAACCUAAGCUGUGUUUUUUGAAAAUGUUAGAGUUAGAGUGCAGCUUUUUCUUAAGUUACUUUACUUUUUCUACAUUUGAGGGACGAGUCCAGAAGAACCACAGGACCUUUUUAUCAGUAAAUAUAUACUAUAUAUAACAAUGAUUAAAACAAGCUUGAAGGGUUUGUAUGUACAUGAGCAAUUCCCUUUAUUCUAAUGAAUAAUAAAGCUUGUGGUAAUCAUUUUGAAAACAGUGCAGAAUUGUGGAGUAUCGGUUUACAGUAAAAGGGAGUAAAUCCACUUACGGCCUCGUGGCUGACUUGGUUUAAGGUGAUCUAUGUGGUGUUUAUUGUUUUUUAAGUUCAUGUCAGCAGUGGUAACUUGUACUGACUACUAUUGACUUUAAUGGCAUUUGUUAGGAUUAUUUUAUUGGGAUCAACACUGUGUUACUCUGAAAUGCCUGUAAUUUGUUUGUUUA